Molecule: messenger RNA, 1240 nt
Organism: Hyalella azteca
Lineage: Eukaryota; Metazoa; Arthropoda; Malacostraca; Amphipoda; Hyalellidae
Exons: 4
Coding region: 87-692 (201 amino acids)
Source: RefSeq, a predicted model, not a curated record
UUUGCUGGCCCAUCUCGGCCGCUACAACCUCACGCACACUCAGUCCUGAGUCAGAGAGUGCCGUGUUAACAACUGAUCUAAUAAAUAUGGAGUUCCGUAAGUUCAUUCAGUACAUCCUAGUGGCGAGCCUUGCCCUGAGCGCCCAGGCGGCCCCGCUGGGGGAUAUCGUCGUCGAGCUCACGGACGGCUUCUCAGGCCGCGUCACCAUCAUAGGGGACGCUCUCCGCAACAUCUCUGACCUCACCGUGGACGGGAUCUCUGAUGUUCAGAAGGAGAUAAACGACCUGCUGGAGGACCAGCUCAACCAUCGCGUGGACGACGUCGAGGAGCUCAACGAGGCGGUGGGCGACGUGGCGAGAGAGACCGUCCAGGGUAUCAAGGAUACCGCCAACGCCGUGGAGGGAUACGUUGACGACUCCUUGAAGGAUGCUGGACGUUUUGCUGACAAAACUUCCCAGUCUGGCAUCAACGGCUUGGUAGACGCUGCGGAGGUGACCAGCAACAUGGCGCGUGAUGUUGCCACGACUUUCGUUAAAGUCUGGCAAGAUACUGGCGACGCAAUGCAAGAAUAUGCUGGCAAGAUGGCUGACAAUUCCAUACAAUUAGCUCGUGAUGCUGGAAGUGUGUGGCGAACUGUUGCCAGGAAUGCUGUCAAUGCCCUCACCAAGUAUGAUGGAAACAGAGGCAACUAACCUCUACAGCAGAAGAUAUGUAGGAACUUGAUCGAAAGUUAUUAUUAUUCGAUAACGCGACGAUUAGCACCAUGUUGCAAGUGAUUCAAUCUAUGGUAGAAGAAAUAUUAUACAUCCCAAUUUUAAAUAUCAGAAAACCAACUGACUUUUCGUCAAAUUUCCGAGAUUAAAUUUUGUUAGGCUCUUUAGAUAAUUUCUAAUUAUCCACAUUCUUUUAAAUGCAUUUAUAUGUACUACGCUGAGCGCUUUGUUCCUAUGUAUGAUAAAAUAAUUGUUUAUUCAUAUUUCAAUUGAAGAUACAUUUUAGAAUUGCUAUAAUCCAGAAAGUCAAUUGACGGUAAAUAUGAAUGUAAGUGACAGGCUUUCAAGCCUAAAGGAAAAAUUACUGGUUUCAAGUUGGCACUGAUAUUAAUUGAAGUUCAAAACAGAUUGCACGAAACUGACAAUUUUUGUUUAUUAAUCUUAAUCAAGUUGUAAAAAUUGUUGUAUAAAUCAAUGUCAAUCGGGUUACUUCCUUUAUUCUUUACAAAUAAAAUUUCUUGGUUUUU